Messenger RNA from Chaetomium strumarium, 2718 nucleotides. RefSeq lists its product as uncharacterized. Bases 1 to 2718 code for a protein of 905 amino acids. The transcript is spliced from 4 exons. The record is from RefSeq and is a predicted model, not a curated record. Gene Ontology annotation, molecular function: catalytic activity. NCBI's taxonomy places the organism in Eukaryota, Fungi, Ascomycota, Sordariomycetes, Sordariales, Chaetomiaceae. Gene Ontology annotation, biological process: nucleoside metabolic process.
AUGGCCAAGUUUGCCACGGCUGAGAGCCCUGGGUUUCACAGCUUGUGCGCAGAGCUCAAACGGUGGAUCAAGAAGACGAGCCAACCGAACGGCAACCCACGAGAACGUCAAGGACUAGAACAAGCGACUGCGGUGGGACCCGUGUCGUGGGGAUGGGGGUCUGACGUUCCAGCACAGUAUCCCAUGGGAUAUUCCACCCAGGCAAUCAGCCCGCCACCCGAGAAGACAGACCCGGAUCUCUCGUCCUUUUCAGUUGCCAUUUUUUGCGCUUUUGCAGAAGAGGCAGAUGCCGUCGAGAAGCAAUUUGACCGGCACUGGGACUACGAGCGCAUCAACUCGAUGAUUGACCACACCGAUACUAACGCCUACUCGUUCGGCAGAAUCGGAAACCACAACGUCGUUCUGGUACACCUCGGAGGCAAGGGGAAGAUUCCGACGGCUCCUGCUGCAAAAAGCUGCCGGAAUACCUUCCCCAAUGCCAAGCUCUUUCUCGUUGUGGGCGUCUGUGGUGCCGUCAAUCAAAACCGUGGUCGGCGUGUUGCGUUGGGCGAUGUCAUUAUCAGUAAGGGCGUCGUGGAAUACGACCUCAACAGGCAAUACGAUGGGUACUUUGAGCUCAAGGACGAGUCCAAGCACCGGCUUCACGUUGACCUCGAGGGCACUCUCGAUAAGUUCCAAACCGACCAAGGAAGGCGCACCCUGGAAGACACGACGGCCAAGCACCUGGACGGCAACUUGAAGAAGAAACCGCCCAACAACGAUGGGCUGAGCCACUCCUCCCCAGCUGUUCACAUUGGCUGGGUCGCAUCUGGAAACUCGGUUUUCAAAUCAAAAGAGAAGCGCGAUGAAAUUGUACGGCUAUACGAUCAAGUCAUCGGGUUUGAAAUGGAAGGUGCUGCAGUCUGGCACCAGGGACGUGCAUGCUUGGUUGUCAAGGGCGUGAGCGACCACGCCGACAUCGACAAGACCAAGGACUGGCAACCGUAUGCGGCGGCGGCGGCAGCAGCAUGCGCAAAGGCCAUCCUGGGUUAUUGGAAGCCGCGCCGUCAAGUACUUGCCGGAAACUCUGACGCGAACUCGAAGCACCAACCCCAGGGACCAUGGUUCACGGUUGCUUACCCCGAGAACCAACAUUUCACACGUCGGAAAACAGUGGACGCUAAACUCGACACCAUGAUCCGCGAGUUCGCUCAACAAGAAAAACGCAAAGGCUAUACCAGGAUUGCCCUCCACGGCGGUCCCGGCGUCGGAAAGUCGCAGAUCGUACUGGACUUGGCAUACGGACUCCAUCGGAACAGGCCAGAUAUUUCCAUCUUCUGGGUUGCGGCAGCCAGCCGCGAGAAAUUUCGACAAUCCUUCGUCUCGAUUGCGAAUACAUGCAACAUUCCUGGCAAAGACGCCCUACGGUCGGUCAAGAAAUGGCUGGAGAAAGAGCAUCGCAGACCGUGGUUGAUGAUCGUUGACAAUGCCGAUAACGAGUCCUUGUUCUACCGGACCGAGCAACAUUCGGGAAAUAAGAGCCCGGUUGAUUCUGCUGCCUUCGAAGACGUGUUGAACCAGGAGAGACCUUUGGUGUCAUACAUUCCUAACUGCCCUCAGGGCGCCAUUGUCUUCACCACUCGAUUCAAGGGUCUGGGAAUCAGGCUCACCAACAACCCGAAUGGGAGCAGCUGCAUCCCGGUUGAACGGCUGGAUGCAGACGAAUCCAUCCGCAUGCUGCGUGCCGAGCUGGGCGACAUCGACGCUGAGGAACAUGAACUGAAGGAUCUUGCCAAUCGCUUGGACAACAUACCCUUUGCCAUGAUCCAAGCAACUUCGUUCAUCAAGAAGAACGGCAUCAAGUCCAUUGGACAAUUUCUGCAGGACCUCGACGGAGCCGGCGAUGACGAUCUCUUGACUUUACUGAGCGAAGGUGUCGACACGUGGGGCCGAGACGAAGACGCCCCUCGAUCUAUCGUGAAAAUGUAUCUUUUGUCCUUACGCGAAGUCCGGCACCGCGACCGCUUUGCAUGGGAUUGUCUAACGCUCAUGAGCCUCUUCGACCGGGAAGACAUUCCUAGGGAGUUCGUUACUAUAUACAGUAAGAGGCGACUGCAAAAGGAGUCGACGGGCCUGGACGUCUCACGGAGUCUGGGUGUCCUCAUGGACUUUUCUCUUAUCAGACCGGACCGUUUGGAUGAGUACGACAUGCACCGACUCCAGCAGAUACUCACCCAGCGGUGGUUGGAUAAGCAGGGGCCCGAGACAAGACGCGCAUUCGAGCGAGACGCCAUUCUGACCAUGCUAGAGGCAUUUCCAAUCAGCUGCUACGAGAAACCCAACCGACCCAAGUACAGCCGAUAUCUGCCGCAUGUGCGUGCAGUCGUGGGGCUCGAGGGAACCCAGUCCGAGGAGGAAAAGCGGGCAAAGGUUUCGCUUUGCGUGCGGGCUGCCAUGUUAUUGCUCUACCAGCGCCAAUGGGAAGGCGGGGCCAAGUUUCUGGAAGAGGCCGUUCCACUACGACAGGAAGUCAUGGGCGAAGAGUUGGGCCGGUAUCCCGCAGCUAGAAGCCUGGCUGCCAUGUACGAGUUGCUCAUUGAGGAAGAAAAGUCAGGCUGGAAAAACAAGAAGUACAAGGACAGGAGCAAGUCGAAAGUCAUUAGCGGACCCGAGGUGUUGAAAAAACACAUGCCAGAGGAUAUGAUUGCCCGAGCAGCGGCGGAAACAGAGAGAGAAUAA